AUGAAUGUUCCUGCCCGAAUAAAGAGACUAGAAGAAGCAAGACAAAAUCAGCGUGCUGAAGCGAUCGCCGCUCAACGCCGGAAGCUAUACUGGCAAGGCAAACUCGACAAAGCGUUCCUGGAAAAUCACCCACCACCAGGACACUUCAAACCGGACUACUUCGAGUGGAAUACGAUCAAUUAG
Molecule: messenger RNA, 183 nt
Organism: Cooperia oncophora
Lineage: Eukaryota; Metazoa; Nematoda; Chromadorea; Rhabditida; Trichostrongylidae
Source: the annotation of a GenBank genome assembly